Molecule: messenger RNA, 1743 nt
Organism: Lathyrus oleraceus (garden pea)
Lineage: Eukaryota; Viridiplantae; Streptophyta; Magnoliopsida; Fabales; Fabaceae
Exons: 4
Coding region: 1-1743 (580 amino acids)
Source: RefSeq, a predicted model, not a curated record
AUGGAGCAACUUCAAGAGAACCAAGUUGUCCUUCAGGAAGAAGUAUCCCAAAUACGGUCCCAAAUGCGGCAGUUGAUGGAGACUAUUCAAGCAGUCGCAAGAGGCCAAGAGGUUAUGGCAAAAAUGCAAGAAGAAAUGAACCAACGUGCCAGUACUACCAAUCCUCCUACCCCUCCAGCGGUCGAGACUCCGACUCCAGUUCCUCAAGUUGAUCCUCCAAUUAACAUUAAUGCACCCGGCGGUGUUCCAAACGACAACCCUCGUCCUCAUGUUUUUGAGAUAGACGACCAACACGAUGCAUUCUUCAGCCCAAGGGAUGCUUCUCAGGAUGACGCCUUCGGUUCAGCAACCAACGAGGUGGAGAGGAAGGUAAAGGCUAUCGAGGAAAAGCUCAAGGCAAUGGGGAGCACUGAUGCUUUGGGCCUUGAUGCGGCAGAAAUGUGCUUGGACUCCCUCAGUGGGGCAUCUUUGGAUUGGUACAUGCAACUUGAGGGCAACCAUAUUCACACCUGGAGGGAUAUGGCCGAGGCAUUCCUCAAGCACUAUCAGUACAACACUGAUAUGGCACCUAAUCGCAUGCAGUUGCAAAAUCUGACUCAGAGGUCUGAGGAGUCCUUCAAAGAGUAUGCUCAGCGAUGGAGGGAAUCAGCUGCUAGGGUACAACCCCCAUUGCUAGAAAGAGAACUGGUAGACAUGUUUAUGGGAAACCUACAAGGUCCAUACCUUGAUAGAAUGGUAGGGAGCACCUCUUCGGGCUUUUCUGACCUGGUCUUAGCCGGUGAAAGGAUAGAAAAUAUGAUUAAAAUGGGAAAGAUCCAGAACUCUGCCAAUACUUUUAGUGCAUCGAAGAAAUCUUUUGUUCCCUACGGUAAAAAACGAGAAGGCGAGACCAAUGCUGCCUCCAUCAUUCGAACAAGAAAUCUCACUUAUCCACAAGUAGCUGCCAUACCUCCCGUCCAACCAAGUCAACAACAACCAUUUGCAAUUCCUAUUCAAACUCAACAACAACAACGGGAGUUAGGACCCCCACCAGCGGUUCUUCCUCCCGAUUAUGAUGCAAAUGCCCGCUGUGAAUUUCAUUCUGGCGCUCCUGGACAUUCGAUCGAGAAUUGUAAAGCAUUAAAGUACAAGGUUCAAGAUCUUAUUGAUUCUAAGGCAAUCACGUUUGCCCCCAAGGGGCCGAGUGUAAAUAAUAACCUGAUGCCCCCUCACAACAAUGCAUCAGUGAAUAUGAUGGAAGCUGACAAUGGAAGGAGAUUGAUAUCCUGUGUGGACGAGUUAAAAACACCACUCAUCGAGAUCAAGAAUGCUUUAAUGAAGGAUAAUGCAUUUCCCAUCUGUGACUGCCCGUCCACAAAGGAAGAUGUGUAUACCCUCGAGAUACCAUACGACGAAGUCCCUCCUCUGCAAAUUCCAUAUGACUUCUCUCAGUUAACUCUGUCGACAAAUCCUGUUACUCCAAUCAUAAUAACAAUUCCCACACCAUUCCCAUAUGUUGACACCAAGGCAGUCCCAUGGAUGUAUGACACCUCAGUCUACAUUCAUGGUCAGAAGAUUCAAGAAGAACCGUUAAAGUCUAGUGAUCCAAUGAUCAAUAUCACCAACACUAGCAGAAUCACGAUAAGUGGAAGGAUAUUUGCGCCGACACCCACUCCAAUUGGAACUAUCAAUCCUUCAACUUCAGACAAAGGCAAACAAAUUGAUGGCGCUCAGCAAAGACAAGACCUCGCACCUUCCAAUUAA